GAAUCUGACCCUCAAAGACGCGUCCAACAGAGCACACACAACCCCAUCGAGCAGGCCAUGGACACGCCCACCACAGCUCCCUCCAGUGUCGAUGGCAGGACGAGCAAGGAACGUCGCCAGGACGCACACAGCAACCUCGAUGCCGCAAAAUCGGCCGACUCUGCAAAGCGCUUUGCCUUUUUGCUUGGGCAAACAGACCUCUUCCGCCAUUUUAUCGACUUGAAAGCAAGCGAAGACGCAGAAUUUGCGGCAGAAGUAGCAAAAGCAACUGCUUCAAAGACCUCAGCCAAGGGCAAGCCAGCGACAGGUGCAGGUAGGCACCGUAAGUCUGAGAAGGAAGAGGAUGCAGAGCUCCUCAAUGAUAAGGACAGCGAUCGUACCAUUUUCACUGAAUCACCGCCGUAUGUACAUGGGCUGUUGCGCGAUUAUCAAGUACAGGGCCUCAACUGGCUUGUAUCCUUGUAUGAAAACGGCAUCAAUGGUAUCCUUGCAGAUGAGAUGGGUCUGGGAAAGACUUUGCAGACCAUUUCGUUCCUUGGCUACCUGCGCUACUUUAGAAGCACGCCAGGGCCUCAUCUUGUGCUUGUGCCAAAAAGUACCAUGCACAAUUGGUCGCAAGAGUUUAAGAGAUGGAUCCCAGAGAUUAAUGUGCUGCUGCUGCAGGGAGAAAAGCAGGAGAGGCAAGAGCUCAUCAAGAAUGAAUUGAUCGAUGGAGACUGGGAUGUUUGCGUGACUUCUUACGAAAUGGUCAUUCGAGAGAAAGCCGUCCUUCGCAAGUUCGCCUGGGAGUACAUCGUGAUCGACGAGGCGCACCGGAUCAAGAAUGAAGAGUCACUCCUCUCCCAAGUCAUUCGCAUGUUUAAUUCACGCAACCGAUUGUUGAUUACAGGUACACCUCUGCAAAAUAACAUGCACGAGCUCUGGGCACUCCUGAACUUUUUACUUCCCGACGUGUUUAGCUCAUCAGAGGCGUUUGACAACUGGUUCUCACAGCAGUCGGCAGAUCAAGAUUCUGUCGUCCAGCAGCUACACAAGGUGCUACGUCCAUUUUUACUUCGUCGCGUCAAGGCUGACGUGGAAAAGUCACUCUUGCCCAAGAAGGAGGUCAACUUGUAUGUCGGCAUGAGCGAGAUGCAGCAUACUUGGUAUAAGCGACUCUUGGAGAAAGACAUUGAUGCCGUCAAUGGCGCUGGCGGCAAAAAGGAAGGCAAAACACGACUGCUCAAUAUUUGCAUGCAGCUACGCAAGUGCUGCAACCAUCCUUACCUAUUUGAUGGCGCUGAACCCGGGCCACCUUUUGUUACGGACGAGAAACUCAUCAAUGACUCUGGAAAGAUGGUGCUUCUUGACAGACUUUUGCAACGCAUGAAGGCUCAAGGCUCUCGCGUCCUCAUCUUUUCACAAAUGUCGAGGUUACUCGAUAUCAUGGAAGACUACUGUUUCCUUCGUCAGUACGAGUAUUGUCGCAUUGACGGACAGACCUCGCACGAGGACCGAAUUUCUGCCAUUGACGAGUACAACAAGCCGGACUCGAGCAAGUUUUUGUUUUUGCUUACAACGCGCGCUGGAGGGCUCGGCAUCAACUUGACUACAGCCGAUGUUGUGGUUCUCUUUGACUCUGAUUGGAACCCUCAAGCCGAUUUACAAGCAAUGGAUCGUGCUCAUCGAAUUGGCCAGACUAAGCAAGUAUACGUCUACCGCUUCGUCACGGAAGGUGCAAUUGAAGAAAAGAUUCUUGAGCGUGCCGCUCAAAAGCUACGACUUGAUCAACUCGUCAUUCAGCAAGGCCGCGCAAAAGUUGACAAGAAGGAGUCGAAGGAUGAUUUGCUCUCCAUGGUGCAACACGGUGCUGAGCAAAUCUUCCAACGCAAGGGCGAUUCCAUUGGUGCUGCGGAUGACAACUUUUUCGAUGAGAUCCUCAAGAAGGGUGAGGAGCGCACUGCUGAGCUCAACAAGAAGUUUGAAGGUGUCAAUGUCGAGGACUUACAAAAGUUCACCAGCGACAACACCUACGAAUGGAAUGGCGAAGACUUCACCAAGCGCAAGCAAAUGACGGGACAACUCUGGAUUCAUCCUUCAAAGCGUGAACGAAAGCAAGAAGGCUAUUCGAUUGAUGCGUACUACUCAAAGGCCCUCAAGACGGGCUCACACCAACAAAAAGCACCACCCAAGGAGCGUGCACCUCGUCCACCUCGGCAAAUUCACAUUCAAGACCAUCAAUUUUACCCGGCGCGCUUGGCAGAGUUGCAAGAGCAAGAAACUGCAUUCUUUCAAAAGGAGCAAGGGUACAAGGUCCCUGGUAUUGAAGAGGACGCGCAGCUUGGCGAAGAGGAACGAGCUGAAGAGCAAGCACGCAUUGAAGCCGAGCAAGCUCGAAUUGACAAUGCUGUUGCCUUGACAGAAGAAGAACAGCAGGAAAAAGAGGAACUGGCACAAGAAGGCUUUGGCGAUUGGCAACGUCGUGAUUUCCACACAUUUAUACGCGCUUGUGAGCGUCAUGGUCGAAACGCCUAUCAAGCCAUUGCACAAGAAAUGGAAACGAAGACUGAAGAGGAGGUCAAGACGUACGCUGAGGUCUUCUUCGCUCGCUAUGAUGAGGUGGAUGGACAUGAGCGGUACUUGCAGCAGAUUGAAGCCGGUGAGCAUCGUAUUGCGCAGUCCGAACGACAAGCUACAUUGCUGAAAAAGAAGAUGGCACUGUAUAAGAACCCCAUGAUGCAAAUGCGUCUUGUUUAUGCACAAAACAAGGGCAAAGUGUACACGGAAGAGGAAGAUCGUUAUUUGAUGGUUCGACUGCAUCAUCAUGGUCUUGCACGCGAAGAUGUGUAUGACUUGUUGAGGCAAGAUAUUCGCGAGUCGCCACUCUUCAGAUUUGAUUGGUUCAUCAAGUCGCGCACGCCAGCAGAGUUGCAGCGACGAUGCCAGUCAUUGCUCAAUAUGAUUGUCAAGGAGAUGGGCGAUGACAGGAAGCGUGCAAAGGAUGAGGAGGAGAGCGAGAGUGAAACGAGUGAGGUGCUGCCGAAAUCAAAGAAGCGCAAGGGUCUCAAUGGACAAGCAAGCGGGACGAGUACACCCAUCACGAAGGGUAAGAAGAAGGGUGCCGCUGCCUUGAGUGCUGCAGGAACGAGGGAGAGCACGCCGAAGCAGCAAAACAAGUCAAAGGCGAGCAGUGCAGCCAAGCAACAGGCCGCUGAACCUGAACCUGUGGUCGAGCUGCCUCCAACCCUCUCUGGACGUGUCAGGAAGCAAGCCCGUCGCUGAGACAUUGAUGCUCAUCCUGUAUAGCUGGCGCCGGUGCCUUAGAGAUGCAUGUAGAAAUUGUGACUGUUG
This is a messenger RNA of Protomyces lactucae-debilis, 3330 nucleotides long. Its product is annotated as SNF2 family N-terminal domain-containing protein. The record is from RefSeq and is a predicted model, not a curated record. The transcript has 2 exons. NCBI's taxonomy places the organism in Eukaryota, Fungi, Ascomycota, Taphrinomycetes, Taphrinales, Protomycetaceae. Bases 58 to 3261 code for a protein of 1067 amino acids. Gene Ontology annotation, molecular function: ATP-dependent chromatin remodeler activity; ATP hydrolysis activity; ATP binding. Gene Ontology annotation, cellular component: chromatin; nucleus. Gene Ontology annotation, biological process: nucleosome organization; regulation of transcription by RNA polymerase II.